GCCUCUUUCAGGAAGGUGGCUCAUUUCAGCUCAGCUCACACAGAACAGUGGAACACUUUCGAGAGUUGCUUAGCUGGAAAGCCAAGGGAAGCACCUGGGAGCUGGCACGAAUUGCACAGCGGGCUUCAGGCGCUUUGAUGAUCGACAGGUGGUGGUGCUUCUCUGAGCUGCAUUUGGCGGUCCUUCCAUCUGCAUCUGGGAAGGAAAGCGGCUAAGGGAUACGUGGGGGCAUCCGUAAGCACACAAUGAAGGCUGCGCUGUCAUUCAUGCGCCAGAGGGUGCCAGAAAGACCUGGCGACAGCAGUCUGCCUGUUGAAGGAGGCAAGCAGGGCCAGUCAGGGUCUCUGAAAGUAGAGCAAGCUCGUUCAGUGCUGCAACGAUUCUUUGGACACGCCCACUUCAGGGGCCAGCAAGAAAGAGCUGUUUUGGCGGCGCUCAAUGGCCGGGACUGCUUUGUCCUCAUGCCAACAGGUGGAGGCAAGUCUGUGUGCUAUCAAUGUCCAGCACUUUGUGGAAGAGGCCUUGCACUGGUGGUUUCACCACUUAUAGCCCUCAUGGAGGAUCAAGUUGCUGCCUUGAAGAGGAAGAACGUCCCAGCAGAGUUCCUCUCUUCCACUCAGAAGACGUCAUUGAAAGCGGAGAUCUACGACGACCUGGCAUCCGGGCGACCAGAAACCAAGCUUCUCUAUGUCACCCCCGAGCUGAUCGCAACCAAGGGCUUCAUGGCCAAGCUCAGGAAACUGCACGGGAGAGGCCUGCUCAGUUUGAUUGCCAUUGACGAGAGUCAUUGCAUCUCUGCCUGGGGCCACGACUUCCGGCCAAGCUACGGGCGCCUUGCCGCACUCAAAGAACAGCUCCCAGGUGUGCCAGUCAUGGCCCUAACGGCCACUGCAAACAAGACAGUUCAAGAAGACAUCCUGCGCUCGCUCAACUUGGAACGGCCGCUCAUUUUUCAAGCUUCUUUCAACCGACCGAACAUCCGCUACGAAGUGCGCUUCAAGGACGUGUUGCCCGGCCAGGACCCGUACCGGGACCUCGUGCGGCUGCUUAAUGCUGAGCCGGGCCAGUGCGCGAUCGUGUACUGCCUCUCGCGCAGCAGCUGCGACGGGCUCGCGGCUAGGCUGUUGAGCAACGGCAUCCCUUGUAAACCGUACCAUGCCGGUUUGCCGGACGCCGAGCGGUCGCGCACCCUCAAGGACUGGGUCACCGGGAGGAUCCCCGUCGUUGCAGCCACUAUAGCUUUCGGGAUGGGGAUCGACCGAGCGGACGUCCGGCUCGUGGUUCACUUCAACAUGCCCAAGUCGAUCGAAGGCUUCUACCAAGAGUCAGGCCGUGCGGGGCGUGACGGGCAGCCCGCAAAAAGCGUUCUGUAUUACGGAAGCGAGGACGAGUCCCUGAUGCAAUUCAUUCUUCGAAAGGAGGUCGCGAAGAUGCAGCAGAAACAGGGACCAAAGGCCGCCAACACGGAGCACGCAUAUGAGGCGUUCCAAGAGGUCGUCAAGUACUGCCAAGAAGCGGGCUGCCGCCGGAAGAGACUGCUUGCUUACUUUGGUGAAAACGUAGACGUCAGCUUGUGCGAAGGUAAAGGCUGCGACGCCUGUGCGGACCCCCAGAAGCUGGACCUCAUGCUCGCGCAACUGGCCCGGAAAAUGAGCGAGCGAGCCGCGGGAACGAGCAACUACCGGGGAAACAUGGCUUCCAGCACGGCCGUGGAGGACGGGUACGAGUACCCCAAGAGCUACCGGGACAGCGAGUUUUGGAACCGGGACGACGAGGACGGCGCCCCGAAAGAGGGAGAGGACGACGUAUCUGAAAGUUCUGAGGACGAGGAGGCAGUUGCUGCGGCUCAGCGCGUUUCAAAGUCUUUGGGAAAGCAAGCCACCUUCAAAGAGAGCCUCAACAAGUACGAACGGGCGGAAGAAGCGUACGACCGACAAAGCCUCAAGUCCAAGAGCGCGGCGGCGAGCAACCGGAACGCCAUCACGGACGCGCUCCGGGAGCAGAUUCGGCAGAACGUGCUGCAGAAGCUGGAGAAGAGCCCGGCGGCAGCGUCGACAUCCAAAGAAACGCUGAGUAACGCGGCCCGGGAACUGGAGCGCGAGUCCUUUGCCAAGUGCGGCAAGAGCAGCCGGGAAGUGUACAAGAGCCACGCUCUCGGGCUGAUGCGAUGGGCCGCGAACGCGACCCUGGAACAACUGUGCGCGCGGUUCGGAGCGCUCUUCGAGGCGUCCGAUGGCGCAGCGAGUGCCAGUGGGAGCGCUAGCAAAGUGGUGACAGGAGUUGAAGGCCAGCGGCAAACGGCAGCGGCUUUGUCCGGCCAGAAACGGAAGAUAGACGGCAGCAGUACUAAGAAAAAUGUUGUGGGCAGGAGUUCGGUAGAUGCGUCAAAGCAGAGAGGGAUCGGGACGGGACCGGAGCAGUUUUCGCAGCCGCCCCCAAUCCUGUCGUUUGACGAGUUUCGGGAGCAAGAGAAGGUGCAGCGGAAGAAAGCAACGUGCAAAAACAGUGACGCUAUCGACCCUUAGAACCGAGAAUGUUGGAUGGAGACCUGAAGUCCUUUGUCUCGAUUUUUCAUUUGAUCGAGACUGAGUCUGGAUUCCAAGUAGAUGAGCUACGGGGAGACUGUCCGUUAACAUCUUACAGUCUUUGGCAUGCAUAUUAUUUGUGGAGGAUUCUUGUAGAAAGUGAGCA
Messenger RNA from Klebsormidium nitens, 2691 nucleotides. The record is from the annotation of a GenBank genome assembly. Lineage: Eukaryota; Viridiplantae; Streptophyta; Klebsormidiophyceae; Klebsormidiales; Klebsormidiaceae.